AUGUGCCACUCAGUCAAGUCCAGUCCUCAGUCAGCUGCAAGUGCCACUGCAGUUCACUCAAUGUCGAUCAAUAACAGCCCCAUACUUACAAGUAUUUAUUCUGCUGCUACUGAAUCUGAAUUUAAAGUGUUGAUAGGUCAGUGUCCAUUUUCAACCGUCGCCUUUAUCUGUACCCGGCUCCACCACAACCACAUUAGAUCCCUUAACCCUCUUUAUCUAUAUAACUUCCCCCUCUGUUAUAGGCCAAUUAUUACUCCCUCUCCUUUUUCUUUUUUCCUUCUUUCCUUUCUUUGCCUUUCAAAUUUCCCUUUUUUUUAUUUUUCUUUUGUCAUUUCAGUCAUUCUUUUUUUCUUUUUCUUCACUUUUAGUUUCUUUUGCCUUCAAUCUUUUUCCUUUAAGUUUUCAUUUAAUUUUUUUUUAAAUUUUCUCUUAAUUUUAUUUCAAUUUUUCCAUCAAAUUUCUUUCAAUUUUUUCUUCAAUUUCUCCUUCAAUUUUUCCUUCAAUUUUUCCUUCAAUUUUUUCCUUCAGUUUUAUUUCAAUUUUUCCAUCAAAUUUCUUUCAAUUUUUUCUUCAAUUUCUCCUUCAAUUUUUCCUUCAAUUUUUUCUUCAAUUUUUUCCUUCAGUUUUAUUUCAACUUUUCCAUCAAAUUUCUUUCAAUUCUUUCUUCAGUUUUUCCUUCAAUUUUUCUUUCAAUUUUUUCCCCUCAAUAUUUUCCUACAAUUUUUUCCUUCAGUUUGCAAUUUUUCCCUACGAUUUUCGUUCAAUUUUUUCUCUCAGUUUCUCCCUUUUGUGAUCUUCAAUUUUUAUUUCAGUCUCUUCCUUCUUUGA
This is a messenger RNA of Acanthosepion pharaonis, 828 nucleotides long. NCBI's taxonomy places the organism in Eukaryota, Metazoa, Mollusca, Cephalopoda, Sepiida, Sepiidae. The record is from the annotation of a GenBank genome assembly.